UGGUCUGCACCCCGGCAGCCGCUGACUUCAUUCUCCGUCCAGCUUUGCGUGUUGAUGUCACUUGCAAGAUGGCGGCUCCUCGGGCGGGUCCCGGGCAUCCGUGCUGCUGCUGUCUGGUACUGUGCGGGGAGAUGGGCAGGGUACCCGGCCUGGUAAAGCGGGCAGUGAGCGAGCUGAGGAGAGGUUUCUGUUCCUGGGAUGUAGACCCAUCAAUCUGUAACUUGGACGAUCAGCUGAAGUUAUUUGUGUCCCGUCAUUCAGCCACCUUCUCCACAGAUGUGAAAGGCCAAAGAAGCCUCCAUCAUGCAGGUGACACGUUAGAGACAUUGGUUCUGAUUAACCCCUCAAAGAUAUCCGUAUGUGAUGAGAUCCGCAAAUUGAUCUGCCACUCCUCGCAACAUAAGCUAUUGGUAUUUACUGGCCCCUUCCUUGAAGACACUGGGGAAAUGCUCCUGCAAGCUGGAGGUGGCUUCUUAAUUGAUGACUUUAUUCAUAUUUUUACAGACAAAGAGAUUGGUGAAACUUUAGGCUCCUCUGACCCAACAGCUCGUGUGUGUUUGACAGUCUAUUGCCCGGAUAAUUGGGAUUUAUCACAGAUUGACAAAUGCAGCCUACAAGAUUUUAUUGAAUUGCAGUUCAACAAGGAUCAAAACUUUCCAGAAACUGAGGGUUUGCUAGAGUUAGCAGAGUAUCUCUCAGAGUCACUAGAGCCCCCAUCUCCAUUCGAACUGUUGGAAUCUCCCACAACUGUUGGUUUCCUGAAGUUAUGUAACCCAUGCUGCUAUGUUUUUCCUGGGGGUAGGGGAGACUCUGCAUUCUUUGCUGUAAAUGGGUUUAACAUGUUAGUGAAUGGUGGAUCUGAUGCUAGAUCUCCAUUUUGGAAAUUAAUACGUCAUUUGGAUAGAGUGGACUCAAUCCUUCUCACUCACAUGGGUCUAGACAAUCUGCCUGGCAUCAAUAGCUUGCUACUAAGAAAGAUAGCAGAGAUAGAAGAAGAUAUUUCUCAGUCACAACCUAACAAUGAAUGGUUAAAGAAUUUGGUAUCACCAGAGCUAGGAGUUGUGUUCAUGAACACUGCAGAUAAGCUGAUUGCUGAAGAAAAUCCCAGUAUGGUAAGGGUUAGAGAAGAGGCCUUCCGCACAGUUCAAUAUUUAGAGAAACUAAGUAUUCAUCCAGAACCACUGUACAGAAGCGGAAAUGGUGUGGAGCCAACUAUACUUUUUCAGAAGAUGGGUGUUGGCAGAUUAGAAAUGUAUAUUCUGAACCCUGCAAAGGGCAGCAAAGAUCUGGAAGCCUUCAAAAAGUGGCUUGGAAAUGAGGAACAUAAGAGACCUGAUUUACCUCUAACCUCUCUGACUUCAGCCUGUGCACUACUUGUUUGGCACCCUUCUGCCCCUUCUGAGAGGAUUGUUAGGGUUUUGUUCCCAGGCUGCACGCCUCAGAAUAAAAUUUUUGAAGGUCUUGAAAAACUCAAACACUUAGAUUUUUUGAAAGAUCCGGUUAUAACUCAAAAAGAUCUGGACAUAAUGGUUUGCAGUCACUCAGAUAGGAUUGGUGCAAAGCCAAGACGUGCUGAAAGCAAAGAGAGUUUGGGAUCUGGAUCAGGGCGCCUAAGUGUUGAACCAAAACUUGGAUCGGGAAAAGAUAAAUUGUUUAAAGUGCAAAAGAAAGAACUUCGUCCAGAUGGAAAAGACAGAUCUAAAACUCUUGUGGGGACCAGUAAAGAAACUGGAACCGAGGGUGAAAAACAAAAAGAGGUUAAGGGUAAAAUAGAAACUGCAUCUGAAAGACUGAAGUCUGAUUCAAGAGUAAAAACUGUGAAAGAAAAGGCUUUGGUAAAAAAAGAACCCACAAAGGAUGAAAAGAAAUCUGUGAAAAAGGAUGAAAUUCAAGCAGAUAAAAAAAAGGAAGUGACAAAACCAGAAGUGAAGAAAGAUUUGCGCCCUCCUGUUAAUGAUACCAGAUCAGAGACUCCAAAAAGAGACCCAAAAGAAAGCAAAACAGAAGAAAGAAUCUCGCGAACAGGUGUAAAAGAUGUCAAAAAAGUAUUAAAUACACCUGCUGACUCCAGGAGACCCAUUUCCAAAAUAGGAUCACUGAAGAAAGAACUAGGAGGUGUAAAAACUGAUAUGAUUGCUGGUGCCAAGAAUGUUAUAAAAGGCAAACCUCCAAAGAAGGAGCAAGUGAAGGAAACAAAGAGUCAAACAACUCAAAAAGAUGUAGCUGCAGUAAGUAGCAAUCCUAUCUCAUCUGAAGUUAGCAGUUCUCAGGAGACUAAUAAAUCAAGUGAGGCUGCAUGUGCGGAGGGUUGCAACAAUAUCCACCAUGAAAACGGACCAGAAAAUGGUCUAAGUGCAGUUGAGCCAGAGAGCCCAAAUGGAUUCCGCUACAUGGAGACAAGUCCACUUAAGGGCCUGGGAUCUGUUUCUCCAUUAGCUAAAACACCCAGAAGUGAAAUCAGUGUGAAUUUUGACCUCACUCCUACAAACCUAGAGAUUCAAGAAAAAUACAAAAGUGGGCAUCAUGGGAAAGACUGGCUGGAGGAUCCUUGUGGUAGCUCUGAAGAAAACACUUUGGAAAUGACCUUACCUUUUACUUCAGAUAAUCUCUUGCCAGCCUUGGCUCAACAAAAUAGUGGACAGGUCCUUUCUUCUGGAGAUGGAAAAAAUCUCAAUUAUUUUAAGUCUCCUCCAAAAUCUUCUCAAGAGAACUCAAAUUCCUCUCAAGGGAAGCAAGCUAGCUGCUUGUCUUUGAGUCCAUUUCGGGAGGAUCUACCUGAUGUAUCUCCUACAAUCACCACUCCUUCCUUGCCUGCAGAAGUUGGCUCUCCCCAUUCCACAGAAGUGGAUGAAUCUCUAUCAAUUUCUUCCUUUGAGCAGACACUUCCUCCAGUUAGUGAGUCUCCUAGAGAUGUAUCACCAGAGAUCCAUGCUGCAAGUAGAGUAGGCCUGAGCUUACCUGUUCGGGCGCCACACUCCAGUGAACAUGAAGGACAUUCUGAAAGAUCAGCUUCUCCCCAUGAUGUUGAUCUCUGCUUGGUUUCACCAUGUGAGUUUGAGCAUCCUAAAUCAGAUGCUGUAGCAAGUCCACGGGACAGUGACAGUGAUCCUUCCCAGGAAUUACCCAAGCCUCCAUGCUCCCCUGGAAAAUUUCCAAAUGGACCUGAAACACCACCUACUUCAGUAAGUGAGUCAUUGCCAACAAUUUCAGAUUCUGGGCCUGAGGAGGGUUCUUCAAUUGCCAUUGAUGGAGCAUCUGAUUCUGAGGGGGACAAUACACCAAGACUUUUGGAUCCUAUUCCUCCACCCUUGAAGGAUCCACAGCCCACACUACCUCAACCUGGAACAUGCAUGGUUGAUCCUGAGGCCCUGCCUUCAGACCUUAGUGACAAAAAAGGUCAGAGCCGUUUAACCACUUUGAACAUUCGUACUAAUACCAGCAAAAUAUUAGGCCCACCUGGAAAAGUCAGAGGAAUUGGUGAGAAAACUCCCAAAGCGAACACAGUUAGGGCUGACAUUUCUGUGAGGACUGGGAUGGAAUCCAGACAGGCUAUUAAUAGACGCAGUGUUGGAAAUACAAUCAAAGCAACUCCUACAGGAAGUCGGUUUGCUUCAGCAGGUUCCAGCAGAGCCUCGCAGUCGGUCUCCCCUUUACCCCCUGCACUACCAGUUUAUGUAGACCUUGCUUACCUACCUGGUGGGCCUGCUGCUCAAACAGUGGAUGAAGAGUUUUUCAAGCGGUUGCGCUCUUCGUUUUAUGUUUUCAGUGGAGAUGACCCUGUAAAAGAAAAAUCUACCCGUAAGAUGCUGGACUCUUUGCUUGCUGGAAAACAGAACUGGCCUCAAGAGAUGCAGGUUACACUGAUACCUACUUUUGAGUCAUCAACAGUUCAUGCUUGGUAUGAGGAAACCCAUGCUCUCCAGCAGUCACUUGGUAUCACUGUGUUGGGCAGCACCAGCAGCGUAUCGAUGCAGGGGGAAACCUUCCCUGCCUGCAAAGUAGAGUUCUAAUUUCUUCCUAUAUGGCUAUUUACUUGCACAUUGGGAAUUAUUUUAGGACAUUGUGCUUUCUGGUUUUUGGAGACUUUCCCUUUCUCCAUUGCACAGGCUUUUUUUUAGUAGUAAAUGCAGUUUUUCACACUGGAGUGAGGGCAUCCACAUUCCUACACAUUGGCCACGUUCAUUUUUUUUGUAGUGGCAAAACAUGUGCACAACAGAAGAGCAUUCAAUAGCAUGAAUAAAAAUUCCUCACAUCCCAGAUUCUUGGCAUGGAAGCUUGUAUCUGCAAAUAAUAGACUUUCCCUCCACCUGUGCCGAAGAAUUGCUUACAUUUCACAUUCAGAUGUUUACAGUUGAAUUGUCUUUUGCGUGUGCAUAGAAUUUGCAUUUGAUGUUGCUGAAGCUCUAAGUAAUGCUUGUGGCAACCUGCGUAAGCUCCAUCACUUUAAUUAUAUGCUUGUGGUUAAUUGCAUUUGUCCAUACCAUUGUAAAAAUAUUGCUCCCUGUAAAUGUGAUGAAUGUAAAGAAUGUGGACUCUGAAGCUAUGCGCACCAGGGAUAUCUAUGGGAAGGGUCCUGCAUGCUGUCCUAUGAUUAUCUGCUACCUUACGCGUCAUCAAAGGACCUGUUGACCUCGGUAAAGCAGGGUACUGGUUUCUGAAAUGACCACACAAUCAUAUCGGCAUUCUAUUUUAUAGGAUUGAUCAUUUUCUCAACACUUCAGUAGUAAAUUAUUACAAAGUAUACACUAGAUGUUUCCUGAAUAUCUGAUUCUGUCAUAUCCUACUCUAUUUGCAGACAGUUGUUAGGAAAGGGGGAUCAGUGGUGUUGAAAAAGCACAAUUAGUACCUGAUCUUUUUAAUAUAAUGUUACUCACAAGCACUAUGUGGAAUUACCACUUAAGAAACCUAAAAAUCCACUUGUUUGCUUAUUGUGGUAAUGAGUAAGGCAUCAUGGCUCCUUGGCCUGUGGACUGUCAAUUUUUUUUCACACAUUUUCACCUUUGCUUCAUGAUCGCAUGGGAAUUGUUUGAUCGCUCACAGAUAGAUAUAUAUAUAUAUAUAUAUAUAUAUAUAAUAUGAACACUUUCAGACAUAUGCUUUUUAUUCUACAUUUGCUAGUUUACCAUAAAGGGGCGUGAUACAUUUCUAGGUAGCUGUCUAGUCUCUGACACUCCAACAUUAAAUAGCUCUUUUUAUAAGCUGGGGUUAGUAUUUUUGAACGCAAACUCCCAGAUGCUUAUUAGAAGGAAAAUUAUUUUCUAAUGCUGUUAUUUAACAUAAUGAUUUUAAAUACAUAUCUGAUGAAGUAAGGCCAAGGAAACUGGUUUAGUGGCAAUAUCUUUCUUGUCAUUUGUAGUUUCAGCUGUCCUAUAAAGUAUGCUAUGUCCAAACACUAAACACACUGUUUUCUUCCUGUGAUACAAAGUUCUGCUAGCUAGUCAUGAUUUUUUUUUGUAUUAUAAUAUACUGUAGUAAAUGAAGGAUUACCUCCUACUUUCUUCACCAAAGUAUGUGGAGAAUAGUUUCUUAGACAUGCCAACAUGUCAUGUAAAAAGUGCCAGUCAGCCCUAAGGAGUUUAAAUGGGGGCUUUAAACAUCAUGUCAUUGUCUGUCAUAUUAGUGCAUAUCCCCCCUGACAACGAUGGGGUAGGUUACAUUGUUCAUGUACUAAUCUGACCAUAAUUUUCAGCAAAAUUUGUAUUGUGAAUUUACAUAGUUUUGAGUAGACAAGAAGAUUAAAAUCCAAAUUAAAGAAG
This is a messenger RNA of Hyla sarda, 5756 nucleotides long. It is a transcript of the gene MAP1S, whose product is annotated as microtubule associated protein 1S. The record is from RefSeq and is a predicted model, not a curated record. NCBI's taxonomy places the organism in Eukaryota, Metazoa, Chordata, Amphibia, Anura, Hylidae. Gene Ontology annotation, molecular function: actin binding; microtubule binding. Bases 69 to 4010 code for a protein of 1313 amino acids. Gene Ontology annotation, cellular component: neuronal cell body; microtubule associated complex; microtubule. The transcript has 7 exons. Gene Ontology annotation, biological process: axonogenesis; dendrite development; microtubule cytoskeleton organization.